UCCUGAUCUCAGCUCAGACAUUACUUCCUGGGAGACACUGCAGAGAUCUCCUCGCCAACAAGCUUAGGUGUUUGAUCCUGCCUCUGGGCUCUUCCCAGCUGCUCUCCUCACAGCCUCUCCUCCUGCCUUCCAGCCUGCCUCCUCAGCUGGAAAUGACUGAGGGCUUCCUGCAAAGGAGAAAACAAAUCAUCAGAAGGCUGAAAUUGUGUAACAUGUAAAUCUCUUCUGGCCCGAAGCCCAUCUCUGGUUUGGCAACACAACCAACGCAGCAUCUCUUUUCUCAUCUCCUGGGAAAAAAAAAAAGAAGGAAAGAAAGCCAACAGAGAAAAAGUAGCCAGAGAGCAGAGAAUAAAGUGAAGGCAGGGAACAGAGCAAGCAGACCUUGGUGGAAAGUGUACCUCUGGCAGAAACCCCAAGAUGCCUUCUGAGAAGGGCCAAGCCAAGAAGAGCCUCACGCAGAGGCUGGCCCUGAAGAGCCGUAUAGCUAAGGAGACACUCUCUGAGUUCCUGGGCACCUUUAUAAUGAUUGUCCUUGGAUGUGGCUCUAUUGCCCAAGCAGUUCUCAGUCGAGGACAUUUUGGCGGAAUCAUCACUAUCAAUAUUGGAUUUGCAACGGCAGUUGUGAUGGCUCUUUAUGUGACUUUUGGUGUCUCUGGGGGCCACAUCAACCCAGCUGUGACUUUCGCAAUGUGUGCCUUUGGAAGGAUGGAGUGGUUUAAGUUCCCAUUCUAUGUGGGAGCCCAGUUUGUGGGAGCCUUUGCCGGGGCUGCAACUGUCUUUGGCAUUUACUACGAUGGACUCAUGGCCUUUGCUGAUGGAAACCUGCUCAUCACGGGAGAAAAUGCAACGGCAUUCAUUUUUGCGACAUACCCAGCUCCAUUCGUAUCCAUGCCAGGUGCCUUUGUAGACCAAGUGGUAUCUACCAUGUUCCUCCUUCUGGUUGUCUUUGCCCUCUUUGACUCCAGAAACCUGGGGGUCCCCAGAGGCCUGGAGCCCGUUGUCAUUGGCCUCCUGAUCAUUGUCAUUUCCUGUUCUCUUGGACUCAACUCUGGCUGUGCCAUGAACCCAGCUCGAGACCUCAGCCCCAGGCUCUUUACUGCCCUGGCAGGAUGGGGAUUUGAGGUCUUCACAGUUGGAAAUAACUUCUGGUGGAUACCUGUCGUGGGCCCUAUGGUUGGUGCGUUCCUGGGAGGUCUCAUCUACAUUCUUUUUAUCCAAAUGCAUCACUCGAACCUUGACCCAGAAGUGAAGGCAGAACCAGCUGAGAACAAUCUAGAGAAACACGAACUCAGCGUCAUGAUGUAGUGGCAUGACCAAGUCUAGAGUUACUAUUCACCUGGUUCUUUCUUCAGAAAAGAUGGCAUCUGUGUGCCUGUGCAGACUUGGGGCAGGGGCAUCAACCAGUUUUCUCUAGCCAACUGGGACAAAAAAAGAAUCCCAAAGGCAUCCGUGAAAAACUUCACUGGUCACUCAUCCCCAGAAUAGCACUGACUGCUUAUGACGGGUAUUUGAUGGACGUCCUUGUUCCUAGGUGAUUGCUAAGAAUUUGGAAACUUGACCAUGUGCUCGUCUGGAUGGCCUCAGAGACCUUUCUUACCCUGUAUGAAAUUGUGUCAUCAAAGUCUCUGUUUUCCAAAUCUAUAAAUACAACAUUCUAAAACUGAAAGGCCAAACAGUGGCUACACUUAACACCUAUGAAAUGGAAAGCAAAGGGUUAACACUCUCCCAAGCUGAGCGCUGUCACUACAUAAAUACUGAUAUCCUCCCAACCUAGGGCUAUAGAAACCAGCAGAAGGCAGCUGGGAAGAAAGCCAUGGCAUUUAGAAACCUCAGGACACAAGAUAAAUUUGAGAAACUGAAUGGCUUUCUUCUUAAUGGAAACCAUUUGUCAGAUUAAUCUUGUGCUCUUCUGCAUUUUAGAUGGCAUCAAUUAAUUUCCAGGUCUUUAAGUAUAUAAUAACCUAAAAUAUGAUUGUAACCUUGGUCAGGAAAAAUACAUUGCUCUGUCUUUUAGCAUAAAUGCGUUUCCUCAUGACUCACUUGAGAGACCAUUUUAAUAGUCUGUGGAUACACUCAUCCAUGUCCCCAGAAGCCCAAACUAAAAGCUAGUGGAACCCAGCCUGGUAGACUAAAGAUGGAGGUAGACAAAGUCCUUGGGACAAAAGGAUGAGCUCUGGCAUUCUGACUCCCAGACCACUUCCACACACAUUAUCCAAAUCUGAUCCUAACAGCAAUUGUCUGAGGUAAAUGACCACAGCAUUCUUUUCAAAUGAGAAUCUCGUGUGAAUUGAAUUAAAGUUGCCCUUUCUUCUGCAGGUUGUUUUGAACAUUGCCUUACACCUUCCAGAAGCUUGCUAGCUGACUGAGGGUGUUUGACAACCUGCUCAGGCUUACGUGAAGGAAGGCAUCACCAGCUUCCAGAAGGUGUGUGCUUUGUAGAAACACCACUCUGGGCCUUUGGCUGUGUGAUUUCCAUAUGCCAUCAUGUCUGUUUUUAUUCCCGGUUUUACUGAGGAACGGAUGAAGGGAAAAAGUAGUCAUUUGAUAACUUUCAUUUGUGGAGAAACAGGCCUUUCUUCCUUAGCCAUUUUCAGUCUCCUUCCCUGCCAACCCACCUCAGCUUCUCCUGGAGACAUUUUUUAGCUGAUGUUAGCUCCAACCAGAGCAAGAAUUGCUCUGUACCAGGAGCAUAACUUUUCUGCAGUUGUUUAAAAGCUCAGCGAUCCUAGAUACAUCAAGUGUUCCUGGGUGCUUUGCAAGACUAACAGAACAAGAAAUAAAUUAGAAACAUCUCCAAACCCUGUGCUGUGCUCCGAUACCUGUGGGCAUAUAGAUUAAUUUUCUGAGUCUGAAAUUACCUGGAUAUGUUCUAGUUUAAAUAAAUUUGGGGGGAUAUUAA
This is a messenger RNA of Apodemus sylvaticus (European woodmouse), 2899 nucleotides long. RefSeq names its product aquaporin 9 (gene Aqp9). Gene Ontology annotation, cellular component: basolateral plasma membrane; plasma membrane. The transcript is spliced from 9 exons. The record is from RefSeq and is a predicted model, not a curated record. Gene Ontology annotation, molecular function: water channel activity; glycerol channel activity; urea transmembrane transporter activity. NCBI's taxonomy places the organism in Eukaryota, Metazoa, Chordata, Mammalia, Rodentia, Muridae. Gene Ontology annotation, biological process: water transport; glycerol transmembrane transport. The coding region runs from base 418 to 1305 and encodes 295 amino acids.